This is a messenger RNA of Aureobasidium subglaciale EXF-2481, 953 nucleotides long. RefSeq lists its product as uncharacterized. The coding region runs from base 123 to 929 and encodes 268 amino acids. Lineage: Eukaryota; Fungi; Ascomycota; Dothideomycetes; Dothideales; Saccotheciaceae. The transcript has a single exon. The record is from RefSeq and is a predicted model, not a curated record.
CUUCACAACACUUUCACUCUGUCUAACCUCCCAGGACCACUUUCAUAACCAGAGCUCCCCCCUUUAUUCCCGCUGCCGCUUUACAUCAACAAACUUACAACAACAUCAAACACAUCAUCGAAAUGGCAGAUCAGGACAACUCUGCGCCUAGACCUGUCGAGCUCCUCAAGGUUGACCAUGGCCUUCGUCUUGUCCGAAUCACAUCUCAAGACAGUCAAUUCCUGCCACCCUCUGCCGCCGCCAUGCGCGAAUCCAACACCACCACUCCUGAGAUGUCAAACAUUCUCUCACGCAUCACCUACCUCGAAAAAGCCCUCGCCCACCAAACCCACCUAAACGAACUCCACGAAGCCCACACAGCCAAAAACUUCCACGAACAACUUUGCAUGAACACAGAUCGCAAGUCACGCAUCCGUGAAACUCUCAAAAUUGUGGAUGAAAAGUUCGCAAAGCUUGAUGCACAGCGCAUGGGUCAGGAGAGAGUGAUCAAGCAGUUGGAGGUCAGAGCAAACAGUCAUGGAUUGCAGUUGUCUAGGCUGAGCAAGAGGGUUGAGAUGCUCGCUAAUGCGGGUGAGUGGAUGGAAAGAGAGUGUCAGGAGGUGGGUAGUCGCUGUGACAAUCUUCGCGCAAUGAUCGAGGGGAUGCAGGAAGACAAGGAGAAGCAGGGACUGUGCUGUAACGGACUGCGCAAGGCCAUUGACCAGAUGAAGAUAAAGAAGGAAGAGCUUGCUACGAGAGUUGAUGGUCUUGGUCAUGGCUACAAACUCCUGAAAAGAAGACUCUCGGGGCUCGAAGACCGGAUGGACGUCGAGGACGAAAGAAAGUUUGAGUUUCAGGUGAUGGAAGACAUGGGUGUCGAGCUUGGUUUGAACGUUGCUGCCUAUGCCGUGGGAAACUAUCGUUGCUCCACGAUGUAUCACUGGUCCUAAAUGAGGCGCAUAUGAAUGCAGAAA